AUGCAGACCGCCGUUCAGCUUCCUUGGCCUCGUCAGGUUUGCUUUGCAGACCUCGCGGGUCGGGAAAAUGAGAAGACGACGCAGGUCACCGGCGAGAGGUUCGUGGAGCUGAGCUUCAUUAACAAGAGCCUGCUGUACCUGUCCGGCUGCAUCCAGAGCUUGGGCCAGCAAACUCACCGCCGGCGCCUUCAAACUGACCAUGGCUCUGGCACUCCGAAGUCGAAGGGCGUGGACAUGUCGAAGUUUCGCAACUCCAAGCUGACACUGCUCCUCUCAAACGCGCUGUCGGGGAAUUCGAGAACAUCGAUGAUUGGAACGUUGAGUCCGGCGGCAGCCCACUUCGAGGAGAGUCACAACACACUCAGGUUUGCUUCGACAGUGAAGACCAUCAAGGUGCAAGCCAAAGCAGCGCGAGCGGUGGACAAGGACUCAAGUGUUGCGGGGUUCAUGUACAUUGGCACCAAAGCAGCUUUGCUUUUCGCCAUGGCCAAUCUCGGUCCGCUUUCAGAGCCUCUGAAGCUGCUGGAUGGAAGGCUGAUGCCGAGGAUAGGCCUGGGCGUUUACAGGUCCAAGCCUGGCCCGGAAACGUACAACGCCGUCAAAUGGGCAUUGGAAAUGGGAUAUCGUUUGGUGGAUACUGCGGCCUUGUAUCGCAACGAAAAGAGUGUGGGCGAGGCCAUCAAGGAUUCGGGACUCUCCCGAGAAGAUGUUUGGAUCACUACCAAGCUUUGGGACAGUGAUCACGGAUACGAGGCCACUCUGAAAGCAUGCGAGAAUAGCCUACAUCAACUCGGAAUGUCAUACAUCGACUUGUACUUGAUCCACUCCCCGAACACCGGUAAGUUGGUCGAGACCUGGGAUGCAUUGAUCGAGCUUCAGCGCCGCGGCGUGGUGAGGUCCAUCGGCGUUUCGAAUUUCGGGGUGCCGCAUUUGGAAGCGCUUCGAUCCUCGGGCCGCCAGCUGCCCGUUGUGAAUCAGAUCGAAAUGCACCCGAUGGUGUACCAAGAGCGAAAGCCCGUGCUUGAGUUUUGCGCUGCUCAUGGCAUCAAAGUCACAGCUUAUGGUUCAAUUUUUUCUGGUCAGCAAGAACAGCUAGGAAGGAAAGAGGUGGCACAGGUUCUUGCUGCACACCCGAGUAAGACGCCGGCACAAAUUCUGCUGCGAUGGGGCCUGCAGAUGGACUUCCAAGUGAUACCAAAGAGUGUUCGCCGGGAGCGUCUCGAGGAGAACAUGAAUCUGAUGGACUUCGAGCUGACGCCCGGCGAGAUGGAAUCGUUAAGUGCGAUGCGUGGAGCCUUGCACGAGUACUGGAACCCGUUGAAGAGCAAGGUUGACCUGGGACGGACGGAUCGGGGGACAGCGGGAUCUUGA
Molecule: messenger RNA, 1371 nt
Organism: Symbiodinium sp. CCMP2592
Lineage: Eukaryota; Dinophyceae; Suessiales; Symbiodiniaceae
Source: the annotation of a GenBank genome assembly